Molecule: messenger RNA, 2251 nt
Organism: Prinia subflava (tawny-flanked prinia)
Lineage: Eukaryota; Metazoa; Chordata; Aves; Passeriformes; Cisticolidae
Gene: ST3GAL2
Product: ST3 beta-galactoside alpha-2,3-sialyltransferase 2
Exons: 8
Coding region: 500-1546 (348 amino acids)
Biological process (GO): sialylation
Cellular component (GO): membrane
Molecular function (GO): beta-galactoside (CMP) alpha-2,3-sialyltransferase activity
Source: RefSeq, a predicted model, not a curated record
CGGGCGGCCCAGGACUACAUCUCCCAGCCUGCCGGGCCCGUCCCCCCCGCCCCGCGCGGCACGGCACGGCUCCGCACGGCGCGGAGGGCGGUGGCGGCGGGGCCCGGGUGAGCCCGGCGGCGGGGCCAUGCCGGAGCUGAGGCAGGCCGGUGUCGUGGUGGCCGUGUCCCCGAGCCAGCGGCUGAGGGCAGCGGAUCCGCUGAACCGCGGGGACGAUGAGCGCCGUCGCAGCUGAGCGCCAGCCGGGGCCGGGACCCGGAGGAGCGGCCGGGGCGCGGUGCCGCGGCUGAGGCCGGUGCGCAGAGCGGUGCCGGACCCUCAGCUGAUGCUCCCUGCCCGGCACGUGGAGCCACCGGGGGCCCUCGCCGCGGCCGGACAACGCGGAUGGAAAGCUGCAGCCCAGCAGGGAGCCUCGCUGGCCGGCUGACGCCCUCCCGCGCCCUAUGCCCGCGCCCUAUGCCGGAGCGGGCGCCGUCCCCGGCUCAGCCACCCGACGACCAUGAAGUGCUCGUUGCGCUUCUGCUUCCUCUCGACCGCCUUCCUGCUCGUCUUCGUCAUGUCCCUCCUCUUCACCUACUCCCACCACAGCAUCGCCUACCUGGACCCCGGCGGGCUGGGCGGCAUCCACCGGGUGAAGCUGGUGCCCGGCUACGCCGGGAUGCAGCGGCUCAGCAAAGGGGGGCUGUAUCCCCGGGGCUGCUCCUGCCGCCGCUGCCCGGCCGAGGAGCCCGGGGCCACCGACUGGUUUGACGGGCGCUAUGACAGCACCGUGUCCCCCGUGUGGACCAAGGACAACAUGGACCUUCCGCCCGACGUGCAGAGGUGGUGGAUGAUGCUGCAGCCCCAGUUCAAGUCCCACAACACCCACGAGGUCCUGAGCAAGCUCUUCCAGAUCGUGCCGGGCGAGGAUCCCUACCGCUCCCGUGACCCACGCCGCUGCCGCCGCUGCGCCGUGGUUGGCAACUCAGGCAACCUCCGCGGCUCCGGUUACGGACCGGAAAUCGACGGGCACGACUUUGUGAUGCGGAUGAACCAGGCUCCCACGGUGGGCUUUGAGGGCGAUGUGGGUGGUCGGACCACACACCACUUCAUGUAUCCCGAGAGUGCCAAGAACCUGCCCGCCAAUGUCAGCUUUGUGCUCGUGCCCUUCAAAACCCUGGACCUGCUCUGGAUCGCCAGUGCCCUCUCCACCGGCCAGAUCAGGUUCACAUACGCACCUGUGAAGCCUUUUCUGCGUGUGGACAAAGAAAAGGUGCAGAUCUACAAUCCUGCCUUCUUCAAGUACAUCCACGACCGCUGGACGGAACACCACGGGCGCUACCCCUCCACGGGCAUGCUGGUGCUCUUCUUUGCCCUCCAUGUCUGCGAUGAGGUGAACGUCUUUGGGUUCGGUGCUGACAGCCGGGGGAACUGGCACCACUACUGGGAGAACAACCGCUACGCCGGGGAGUUCAGGAAGACGGGGGUGCACGAUGCCGACUUCGAGGCACACAUCAUCGACAUGCUGGCCAAAACCAGCAAGAUCGAGGUUUACCGGGGAAACUGAGGGCUGAGUCUCUGGCUCCCUGCUCCAGCAGGUCCUGCUGCCUGCAGGGGAAGAGAGUGAGGGUCUCCCUGGUGGCCUCAGGCAAUGAGCACGGAUGGGCAGCGCAGUUCCGCAUUGCUGACAGAGCCACCGCGGUGGUAUUUGGUGCCUCCAGCAGCCAAUCAGGUUCAGAGCUAAAGGAGACUUUUUGCUUUUUUUUAAUUAUUAUUAUUAUUAAGGAACCCAGCUGAGAAAGGAUUUCUAAACACAAUCAGUGACUGACCAGGCGGCAGGGGUGGCCGCCUUGCAUCUCUCUACAGUCAAACCAAAUGCUGCUCUUUUUAAAACAAGACAACCCCCCCGCCCUGAAGCUGCGUGACUUUGGGGAACCCCUCGAGCAUCGCGGCCAGGCCGAGGGGGCCGAGGGAGCUGUGGCGGCUGCGCAGCCUCACCAGUGGAACCAGCUGCUUCUUUUUUCCUUUAUUUUGGUAUUUUUCUUUUACCCCCCUGGGGCAGCCAAUGUCGUCGUUUCUCCAGGGAAGGCUCCUGGCACAGAGGCAGGUCCCAGCACAUGGAUCCAUGGUGGGGAGCCAGAAGCUUCAGGAAGCCGAGCAUUGCUGAUGCUCUGCUGCAGGGUGGUGACUGCUGGCACAGCUGUGCGGGGAGAUGAAGAGGAAUCUUGACUUUGGGGCAUCCCUACUCUUCUGCCUGAGGACUGGAGAAGGG